This is a messenger RNA of Coffea arabica (coffee), 807 nucleotides long. RefSeq names its product protein SLOW GREEN 1, chloroplastic-like. Lineage: Eukaryota; Viridiplantae; Streptophyta; Magnoliopsida; Gentianales; Rubiaceae. The record is from RefSeq and is a predicted model, not a curated record. Gene Ontology annotation, molecular function: protein binding.
AUGGACUCAAGUUCAACUCUAGCAUCAUCAUCCUUCCUCCUGAUCAAGUCAACUUCAAUCCCAUCUUUCCCAAUAUUGAAGAAGCAAAUUCAUUUUCAUUCUUAUAAGCCCCUUCACAGCAAGAAGUUGAUAAUCAUCAAUGCCUCUUCUGCUUCUUCUAACUCCUCCUCCACUUCAAACCCCUUCCUUUCCACCCUCAAGACCACCACCACUGCUGCUGUCAUUUUUGCGGUGGCCGUGUUUGGGUCCUUUGGGAAGUUCAAUAAACCAGCUAGAGCAAUUUUUCCAUUUCCACCAACUCCAACAUCACAGCAAAACAUUUCUGAUGCCAUCGGAGUCUUCAAAGAAGUUCUUCAACCCUUAAAGAAAUCCAACUCUGAGGCCACUGGGGCUGUGUUGGAAUCAGAGUUGCAUCAGAAACUGAAUCCUGAGGCCAUUGAGGCCUUGAAAACUUUGCUUCAGAAGAAACUGAAGGCUAGCAAGAAGAAAGAAUGCUUGGAUAUAUUGCACAAGUUAACCUCAGCUCAGCCAGAAAUCACAGAUUGGACGUUUCUUGCUGCAAGACUAUUGAAUGAAAUGGGGAAUACACAAGAAGCAAUAGAAGUUCUGUUGCCUAUUUUGCUGGAGGGUGAUCUGCCUUCUGUCUUGCCAAUGUUUGAGAUUUCAUUGUUGGUGGACUUGUCUGCACUCAAGAAACAUGUAAAGUGGUUAGAUGAAAAAAUCAGGGAGUCAUCAGAAGGUGUGGUUGAUCAGGAGAAGCAGGGGAAAUCCAGUGCAAAGACUAAGACUUUCAGCAUACAAACAUAA